Sodiomyces alkalinus F11 is the source of this 4774-nucleotide messenger RNA. RefSeq lists its product as hypothetical. The record is from RefSeq and is a predicted model, not a curated record. The transcript is spliced from 2 exons. NCBI's taxonomy places the organism in Eukaryota, Fungi, Ascomycota, Sordariomycetes, Glomerellales, Plectosphaerellaceae. Gene Ontology annotation, biological process: regulation of ARF protein signal transduction. Gene Ontology annotation, molecular function: guanyl-nucleotide exchange factor activity. The coding region runs from base 215 to 4378 and encodes 1387 amino acids.
CAACCCUCAAACUUAUGUGCAACGGAAUCUUCUCCAAUCACUGCGACCACCUUAUUCUAGAAUUUUCCGAUGUUGCGGUCGGCAGUGGGAGUUUUAGCACAGUUCUAGAAUAUCGCGCAUCCUUUGUGGGAGGCCGACGCGACUGGGGGAGCUCAUUGGUUGUCUCUCAUACGGAGUUGGUCUCACUCGUAACAAACAAUGCUUCGUUGCAGCCAUGCCAUUCCUACGCCGUCGUGGCAACGUGGCCAGCGAUUCUGAUAUGAGGCGUCUUUCUGCCACUGCACGCAAUUCCGUCUCCCAAACACGCCCUUCGUCUGACGAUCCCUCUGACUCCAAUCCCGAUUCGGCGGCCUACCUGGCUGCCGACACCGCCGUACGGUACCCUGUUAUAGCACUACCAUCGCCGACUUCAACUUCGCUUGAACUCUCAACAUCUGCUGGCGAAGGACCUGCAAACUUGUAUACCACCGAUGAGUCGCGUUUGCGGCCUAAAACCCCACCAAUCCAGGACGAGAGUUCCAAGCAUCGGCGUUUUUCCAUCUUGAGGUUUCGCAAUGCGUCAGACUCUCAGCUAUCCCUCCGAGCGAGACAACAGGCCGGCAAUGUCCCACCUAUGCCCAAACCCCCCGAACUCAUGGAUACCGUCCCAAUAACUGAGGCCCUUCUUCCUCACAAGAAGAACUCUCGCCUGCGGCUGCCGGAUCGUUUUUGCAAUUCGAGACAUAGCCGAGAUGAUCCCCCUGGAGAUCUCAUCUUGAAAGAGACGCCCGGCGGACUGGAUCGGUCAGCCUUGAGAGUUCGGCCAACCCUUGUCACGUUUCACGAACCCGCGGCAGGGUCAUCCUUCAAGGCACCAGAUACCACCGGAGGAAACGAAGCUUCAAUGCCAUCGGUGAAUGCCUUUCGAAUCUCCGAGUCGUCUCGAUCCGAUGCUAGCUCGAACCAUACCAACUCAACGACACAGACAAAGCUACGAGUUCCACCUGCAUCGAGUUUCUCGUGGCUUGCGAGAAGGAAAGGCAAAGCACCUGCGCCACUAUUCGACUUGUCUCACCUCCCACAACAAGCGACAUUGCCCCAUUCCACGCAGUCCCAAGUGGGCUUUGGCGAACCACAGGCAUGUGCAUCUCAAGAAAAGACAUCCCCAGCACAAAAUACAUCAAGGCCCUCGGCUAGUCACGGCAUUGGAGCUGUAGCUGUUACGUCUGUCUCAGCUGCGGACCUGUCUAUGAAGAUGAACACCACCACACCGGCUACUGUGCUUUUAAGCCCAGAACCUACCACCUUAACACGGUCGACACCUAAACUAUCACGGCUACAGCUUCGUGGAAGAUCCUCAACCGUCAGCUCGCUCGGAAGAAACUCAAUGGAGGACUAUUUGACUCGUGAGACGACUAGGACUUCCUCCUCCACCGGCCGUAAGAGCUUGGGCGACGUGUUCGGUUUCAACCGAUUGCGACAGAAUGCCGAACCAGGCCAAACAAUGCGCCAUGGGACCCUGAGCCCAGGGACACCGAGUUCCAGCACAUCCAAGAACAACUCCAUCCAGAUCGCCAGGGAACCCAUCUCGCUCCCGGAUCGACGCGAAGACGAAUCCGCAGCUAAGUAUUUGGCUCGCAUCGAGCAGCGCCUCAGCCGUGGCGUUAUUGCUAGUGUUCUGUCUCGCGGCACAGAUCCUUUUUACUUGACGGUACUUCGCAGUUACAUGCGCCGAUUCAGCUUCUUUGGCGACCCCAUGGACAUGGCUAUCCGUAAGCUGCUCAUGGAAGCCGAACUUCCCAAAGAGACCCAGCAGAUCGACCGAUAUUUACAGGCUUUUGCCAAUCGGUAUCAUGAAUGUAACCCGGGAAUAUAUUCCAGCCCAGACCAAGCCUACUUUGUCGCAUUCUCACUCCUUAUUCUUCACACCGACGUUUUCAACAAAAACAACAAGCACAAGAUGCAACAAGGGGAUUACAUCAAAAACACACGAGGGGAGGGAGUGUAUGAGCCCAUUUUGAAGUGCUUCUACGACAACAUCACAUAUACGCCAUUCAUCCACGUCGAAGAGGAAGUGGAUUGGGGCAGCGACUGUCAGCGGACCAAAAGCAAGACGAGAUUCCCACGUGGUACGUCGGACCGGAUGCCGAGGAAGUCAUCCAAAGAGCCCUUGGACCCUUAUACGCUCAUUCUAGACAGCAAGCUGGAUACCCUGCGACCCAGUCUCCAGGACGUCAUGGAGCUGGAGGAUCACUACAACUACCUCGGGACGUCAAAGGACCUGAACGUUAGAGAACUGCAACGAACUUUCUUCAGAACAGGCGUGCUGCAGAUCGUUUCGGAACGGUCACGUCCGGAUGCAUUUCGCGAUGAAAAAAGCACCACGAAUCCAGAGACGGCCCCGCAAGGUGUCGUGGACAUCAAGAUCACCAAAGUUGGUAUUCUGUGGCGUAAAGACGCGAAGAAGAAAAAAACACGACCCAGAUGGCAGGAGUGGGGUGCCAUUCUCACGGGGGCCCAGCUCUAUCUUUUCCGCAACACGGCGUGGGUGAAGAACCUGAUGCAUCAAUAUGAAUCCCACGUCAAGCAAGGCUUUUAUGGAGAGCCUGUCAUCUUCAAACCGCAAAUUGCCGAGUUCAAGCCGGACGCCUUGAUGCCAACCAAGGACGCUGUUGCCCUCGUUGACCUUUCGUACAAGAAGCACAAGCAUGCGUUCAAGUAUGCGAGACCAGCUGCGUUUGUUGAGGAAAUACUGCUCGCCGAUAAUGAAGAAGAGAUGAAUGACUGGCUAGCAAAGCUCAACUAUGCGGCGGCUUUCAUGACGUCGAGUAUCCGUAUGCGAGGGGUGGUGGGAAGUCACUACGAGGGCCAGAGCCGGCGUGGGAUCCGACGACUUGGUAGUUCGAACACGGCCCAGGUUAUCCAGACGCCGACUGGAGAAGUCAGCAUAGUCCGCGGCAGAAUUGAUCAGCAUGAAGCAGAAUCGAUACUGGUGCAACGGCACCAGGCAAUGGCAAGAGCUGUAGAGCAAGCUGCUCGUGACAUCAGAGCCAAGGAAAAGGAACUCGAGGAGGAUCUUCGGAACGCGCGCCACUUGCAGAUCCUGUCGCCGGUUCAAGCUAGGUCGCGGGACGAACUUCUGCGGGAGGCUGCCCGUAUGGAUGUGAAGAUUAAGUGGAUACGGAUGGGUAUUUGGCGGAUCAAAUGUCACCGCGAUGUUCUGAGUCGCGAUCUUGAAGAAGAGGGCGUCACGUUGGAUGAUCUGUCGCCGACAAAGUCACUGAACGUGGGCCGAGAAGGAGAAUGCGCUGCCUCCCAGGGCCCGCCAGCGCAGCCUGGUACGACGCAUGAUCGCGUUCAGAACGAGUUUGCAGACUCCGUGAGCUUCGAGGAAUCGAGAACGGACCUUGGCCGGGCCGUACACAAGCAUGAGCAUUCCUGGGGCUCGUCUCUGUCAUCUGCAUCUCAGGGCGUGAAGCCCCGUUCUAAAUCUUGCUCUAGCACUGCCCUGUCAUCCACGGUACCAGACAUUCAAAGCAACGGAAAUGGCAGGAGCGGCUUGUCACAUACGCGAGAGGACUCGAACUCGAACCUCUUGGGGCCUAACACAGAGGCAUGCCAUACCGAGGUGGAUGCUCGCAAUCGAGACGUCCUAGAACAACCCGCAUUCAUAGAGUCACAAUUACCUUCGAGCCAUGUUCUAGGACCUGGGAGAAGCCGCGCCGGUUCCAUGUCAGAAGUGACAGAAGCUUCAGAUCAUUGGGACAUUUUGUCUCCCAGCGAGAAGCAAGACAGGACUAGAGUCAGGCGGAGUCUGCAACGGACUCUCAGGGAGAGCGCAGGGCAGUUGUCACAUCACCGGAGCCGGAAAGGCAAAGACUCGGUAUACACUGGCAUAUCCGAAGACACAAUGCGAGAUGAUGUUUUGAGUCGUGGGUCAGGAAGUUUCGUGGUGCACGGCAAAAAGGCCUCCGUCAUCGACUUGGGCGAUGGUCUUCAACAUCUUCCCACUGAGGAGCGUCUGAAGCAGCGGGCACAGCGAGACCUCACAAUCUCUCCAAACAAUGUAAGGGAAGACGACACUCACUAUAGCCCUGGAUGUCUGCCAGAUACGUCAAGACGUAGGGAGUCAGCCACGAGUACCAGCACAGCAACAGCGAGAAGCUUCCAGGAACUUCAUCGAAAGUACUCCUCCGCGCAGACAUCCAAAACAGUAUCUUCCAACCACCCACUCUCACCAUCAUCGGACACGGAGAGUGAGGCAGCUCUUAGCAUAGCGGAGGGCCAGCGGACGCCUUCAGCGACGUCCGAGAAUCGGGAUGGUCGCGAGAGGGAAUUACCGCUUUGUCUGACUACGACACUUUCGCCUCCGUCGAUCAGUUCCGCCGAUGAGAGAUGAUGUUGAUUAUAAAGUCGGAUAAGCGUGACGAGGGGCCUUGAACACAUCGUAUAAAGUUGCGAAGCAACUUCCCGACCUUGCCCAAAUGGCGAGAGAAGCAUAAGCGGUGCACUUGGAAACUUAUUUACUUGUUGUGUAAGACAUACUCGUUGGGGGUACGAUUGGGGGCUCAUGAUUCUACGGCGUCUGAUUUUAGUUCUGUAAGUGCUGGGUGAGGAGGAUGGCUUAUUCCCUGUUGCAGGACCGAUUAGCGAGGAGUCGAGACUUGAUACAAUAUAAGAAAAGUUCUAAUUUUUUUCCGUUAUUUCGCAUCAGUACAUCUUCAAGUUGUAUAUAGGAAUACUACCUAGUUAUCCCGAGUUUUUCAAGGAAUAUAUUAGAUGCCCUUAGCCACCG